AUGGGCUGCGCUAGUAGCAAUGGCCAGGCAGCCCCCGCGCCGCCGAAGAGUCCCAGUGGUCAGGACGCCGGGACGGAGAAGGAGAGACAGACAGACUCCGAAGGGGAGCCUGAGACGCAGCUGGAGGCUCCUCCCAUCAUCAAGAUCACUCCACCUGAUGAGGCCACUAAGGUCAGACACGAGUUGCUGGCAGACCCUGCCUCCGAGACGAAUGACUUCAUAGCUCCCACGUCGUACUCUAUCCGGCCUGAUAACAUCUCGUUGCAAGGCGAGGAUGGCAAAUGCCGCGGCUUGUUCAUCUGCUGUGCCGGAGCCGGCUAA
Molecule: messenger RNA, 321 nt
Organism: Symbiodinium sp. CCMP2592
Lineage: Eukaryota; Dinophyceae; Suessiales; Symbiodiniaceae
Source: the annotation of a GenBank genome assembly